Penicillium robsamsonii is the source of this 1155-nucleotide messenger RNA. RefSeq lists its product as uncharacterized. The transcript is spliced from 4 exons. Gene Ontology annotation, biological process: calcium ion transmembrane transport; intracellular calcium ion homeostasis. Gene Ontology annotation, cellular component: fungal-type vacuole membrane. The record is from RefSeq and is a predicted model, not a curated record. Lineage: Eukaryota; Fungi; Ascomycota; Eurotiomycetes; Eurotiales; Aspergillaceae. Bases 1 to 1155 code for a protein of 384 amino acids. Gene Ontology annotation, molecular function: calcium:proton antiporter activity.
AUGGCGCAGAUCCAGCACCACCUGGGCCUGUUGUCACUUUUGAUACCUCUCAUUGGUAUCACAGCCGGAGUUCUGAAGUGGAACAGUGCUGUCAUCUUCGCUCUCAACACUGUCGCUAUGAUCCCGCUUGGAUUAUGGAUUAACCGAUCAGUCGAUGCGCUGGCCGUGGGUGGCAGCCGAUCUGUCAAUGAAGUGCUGAAAUCAACACUGGGGAACUCGGUGGAAUUAAUGAUCGGAAUCAAUUCGAUCGCACAAAAGCGACCACACAUCUUCCAGUCCGUGAUACUUGGAAGUGUGCUAAGCAAUUUACUACUGGUCCUUGGCGGCACCAUUUUCGUCUCAGGCUAUGACCAAAAGCGACUUCGAUUCGAUCGUACCCUCACAACAGUCCUCUCAUCCCUCAUGAUGGUCGUCUUCAUCCUACUCGCCCUCCCAACCGUAAUGAACGUCUUCCUGUCCGCCGAAGCCACCCCGGAGGAUCAAAUACUCUUCACGCAACGCGUAACAUCCAUAAUCCUCGUCAUUCUGCUCCUCACAUUUCUCAUCUUCCGCCUCGGCACCCAUGCAGCCAUGUUUGCCAGCACCCCAUUCAGUCAGCGAGACCAAGCCCGUCAGUCUCGCCAGAGCCAGAUCGUCGAGGCCCGGAUCCCACAGCCGUAUAUCGGCAAGGGUCCAGCAGCUAUAAUACUAGAAGCUGCAUCUGCGUCUGCUCUUGCAUGCACCUAUUACAUAGUUAGCAGUUUGAGCGGAGUUGCCUCGAUCACGGGUAUGAACCAGUCUUUUCUUGCCGUGACACUUGUUCCUCUGAUCGGGAACUCUGUCAAGUAUCGAUCCAUUGUGGUGGGGUCCCGGUCUUACAAUCAAAUUGAGCUUGGGAUCAGGGCGGUUAUUCACAAUGUGUUACGGAUUACGAUGCUUAUUGCUCCGCUUCUGGUUCUCAUUGGCUGGGCUUUUGAUCAGCCGCUUAUUCUUAGGUUUGAUGAGUUCGAGGCUACGACACUGUUGCUUAGCGUCGUGGUUAUGACUUAUCUUAUUUCUGAUGGGCGGAGUAAUUAUUUCGAGGGAUUGAUGUUGAUUGGAACAUACAUUAUCAUCACGUUCUCGUUCUUUGUUAGGCCUGAAGUACCGUUGAAUGUGAUUUUCUUGGGUGUUUAA